This is a messenger RNA of Anguilla anguilla (European eel), 1516 nucleotides long. RefSeq names its product uridine phosphorylase 2 (gene upp2). Gene Ontology annotation, molecular function: uridine phosphorylase activity. Gene Ontology annotation, cellular component: cytoplasm; cytosol. The record is from RefSeq and is a predicted model, not a curated record. Gene Ontology annotation, biological process: nucleotide catabolic process; uridine catabolic process. The transcript has 8 exons. Bases 164 to 1108 code for a protein of 314 amino acids. NCBI's taxonomy places the organism in Eukaryota, Metazoa, Chordata, Actinopteri, Anguilliformes, Anguillidae.
CAGACACGGGGCAACAGUUCUAUAUAAGUCGCUAGACCAGAGGUGAGUGUUUUUAUUCCUUUCACUUACCAAGGCAAAAGAAGCAUUUCGAGAAACGACCAAAGCGAGUUCUCUGCCAAAAACAGAAUUUAUCCCAAAAAGCAAGCGCAGUGUACUUCAAACCAUGGCACCUAUUCUGUUCAACACCAUUGGGACGGAUCACGGCGAUUAUAUUGAACAGGAAGAGGUCCACGUGAAAAAUCCCCAUCUAGACUCCAUGGAGGAAGACAUUCUCUAUCAUUUCGACCUGGGAACCAAGACUCACAACUUGCCGGAGAUGUUCGGCGAUAUAAAAUUUGUGUGCGUCGGUGGCAGUGGCAACCGGAUGAAGUCCUUCGCCCAGUUCAUCCACCGGGAACUGGGGCUGCCCGGGGACAUGGACGACAUCAGGGACAUCUGCGCUGGGACUGACCGUUACUCCAUGUACAAAGCGGGACCCGUGCUCUCCGUCAGCCAUGGUAUGGGGGUGCCCUCCAUGUCCAUCAUGCUCCACGAGCUGAUCAAGCUCCUGCACCACGCCCGCUGCCGUGAUGUCAUCCUGUUCCGCAUAGGCACGUCCGGAGGAGUGGGCUUGGCCCCCGGGACGGUGGUGGUCACCAAGCAGGCGAUGGACUCCUUCCUCCAGCCGCAGUUUGAGCAGGUGGUGCUGGGGAAGGUGAUCGUCCGGAGCACGGACCUGGACCAGGGCCUGGCCGAGGAGCUUCUCUCCUGCGCCGCAGAGAUCCCCGACCUGCCCACCGUCAUCGGCAACACCAUGUGCACCCACGACUUCUACGAAGGCCAGGGUCGGCUGGAUGGGGCGCUGUGCUCCUUCUCGACGGAGGAGAAGCUGGAGUACCUGCACAGGGCGUACGACGCCGGAGUCAGGAACAUCGAGAUGGAGUCCACCGUCUUCGCUGCCAUGUGCCACGCCUGCGGCCUCAAAGCUGCGGUGGUCUGUGUGACUCUGCUGAAUCGCUUUGAGGGAGACCAGAUCAACAGCCCUCACAGGGUCAUGCUGGACUACCAACAGAGGCCCCAGCUUCUGGUCUCUCACCUCAUUAAGAAACGCCUCGGGCUCAUCCAAUAGCAUCGCUGCCGGCCUAGCCCCACGCACACACCCCCUGCCCUGCACGUGUUCUUCUUUGUAUAUAAUUGCAACCCCUUCUGUACAUAGGGUCGAUAUUUGCAUUUCACACUUAUUUCAAAAGAGUGCUAUGAUGUUUGUAUAGUACUACUUGAUAACUGUCUUUGCGAGACGUGCAUUGUUCGGUGCAUAAGCUGUAAAGCAUUGCACGAAUAUAUAAUCUUUAUAAGAGUGUGUAUGACUUGAUAAUCUGUUUGUUUCACAAUGGUGUGACUUGCCUUUAUAAAAGUUUGAUGGCUGUUUAAUGUUUUCUCUGGGUUCUUAGUUGCAAAUUGUAUGAUGUCGUAUGUCAAAAUGUUUCUGCUGCCAUGUUACUUUGAAAAUAAAUAUGUGUAUAACACAAUUCUGGUU